AUGGAAAUGGUGUAUCACAAGCUGCCGCAGUAUGGAUUCUCUGAUUUAUUGCCUUCACGUGCAGGAGGGGAGAGAGAGCGGAUGACGGCCAACCAUGAGACCUACCUGCUCAUGUCCAGCUCUCAGAACGAUAUGGAGGAUUGGGUGAAGACGAUACGGAGAGUGAUCUGGGCGCCUUUUGGGGGAGGCAUCUUUGGUCAGAGGCUGGAGGAGACGGUGCGAUACGAGCGGCGAUUUGGGAACAAACUGGCCCCGAUGCUGGUGGAGCAGUGCGUGGCCUUCAUCCGACAGCGGGGGCUUCAGGAGGAGGGGCUCUUCAGGCUCCCGGGACAGGCCAACCUGGUGAAAGAGCUGCAGGAGGCCUUCGACUGCGGAGAAAAGCCCUCGUUUGACGGCAACACGGAUGUGCACACAGUGGCCUCGCUUCUGAAGCUGUAUCUGCGAGAGUUACCUGAGCCUGUGAUUCCGUUCCACAACUACAAUGACUUUCUGUCCUGCGCCAAAGUGCUCAGCAGAGACGAGGGAAUGAAGGAGCUGAAAAAACUGGUGGACAGUCUCCCUCCAGUGAACUACAACCUCCUCAAGUACAUCUGCAGGUUUUUAGAUGAAGUGCAGUCGUACUCAGGGGUCAAUAAGAUGAGUGUGCAGAAUCUGGCCACGGUGUUCGGACCCAACAUUCUGCGGCCCAAGGUUGAAGAUCCAGUAACGAUCAUGGAAGGUGCUGUUUUGGUCCAGCAGCUCAUGGCCGUUCUGAUCGGUCGCCAUGACGUCCUGUUCCCACGCGGCGAUGACAGUCCCGCGGCCCUCGAGCUCGCUAACAACAACAACACGGACCUCUCCCGGCAGCAGGCGACCUCCAUCACCUCCGACACCCUCGUGACCCAGAACGCCGAGAACAACAACGUGGUGCAGGUGUCUCGCCAGUGCGUGUGGGAAACCUCCAACUCUCCGUCUCCUUCUCACAAACACACGGACGACAGCAGCUCCCCGAGGUCGGAGAGUCCUCGGAUUGAAGCCAUAAGCAGCUUCGACGUCACCCGCAGCCCGCCUCUGACCGUGAAGAAGAACCCAGCUUUCUCUAAAGGCGGCGGCAUCGUGACCAACGGCUCGUUCAGUUCCUCUCCGUCUGCGGACCCCUCGCUGCAAAAACUGAUCAAAUAUGAGUGUUCUCAGGACAAGCUUCUGGCAGUGACAGGGCGACGCACCAACACUCUCAAAGGAUCAGGUACAAAGAUGGGGACCGGAGGAGGAGGCGUGACCAGUACGAGCGGAGCCGGAGUCGUACGAAUGGGUGUUUUGAGCACGGAGAGAAACGCCCAAUGGGGACCCAACGGCAGCGUGACCUUACGAGACGGCGGCAAAGUCACGAUCGAUCAGAUUUCCAACCAGAAUCGCUUGUCCACGUACGAUAACGUCCAGGUUAACCACCAGAACGUCCUGCACCAAAACCAACUCAACAACACGUGUCUGAGCAGCAGCUGCGAGGACAAGCAAAGCGUAGACAGUGCCACGUGGUCCACCUCCUCCUGCGAGAUCUCUCUCCCGGACAACUCCACCUCCUGCCGCUCCUCCACCACCACCUGCCCCGAGCACGACUUCUACACCGGUCACUUCGAAGACCUGCAGCCUCCGGAGACGGCGACGAUAGCGGCAGGGGGCGGAGAGGAGAGAGGCGGAGUCAGCAGCAGCAGCAGUGGUGGGGGCGGGUCCUGUAGCAGCGAGAAUCCGGACUCGUUCUCUGGGAGCCACAGCGCCCUGCACAGCCUGGUGGCCAGCCUCAAACAGGAAAUGCACAAACAGAAGAGCGAGUACGAAGCCAGGAUUAAGAGCCUGGAGCAGCGGAACUCUGAGCUGGAAACGGAGAUGGUGAGUCUUCACGAGGAGCUGGACCAGGAGAAGAAGAAGUACACCAUGGUGGAAAUCAAACUACGGAACGCGGAGAGAGCGAAGGACGAUGCCGAGCGCCGCAACCACAUGCUGCAGAAGGAGAUGGAGCAGUUCUUCUCCACCUUCAGCGACCUCACGGCAAACAACAGCCCAGCCACGGAGCCCCGGAGGACGGACCGCAACAACACCAUCUGGAUACAGUAG
Knipowitschia caucasica is the source of this 2091-nucleotide messenger RNA. The record is from the annotation of a GenBank genome assembly. NCBI's taxonomy places the organism in Eukaryota, Metazoa, Chordata, Actinopteri, Gobiiformes, Gobiidae.